This is a messenger RNA of Aspergillus candidus, 3599 nucleotides long. RefSeq names its product DNA topoisomerase 1. The transcript has 6 exons. Gene Ontology annotation, cellular component: nucleolus; chromosome. Gene Ontology annotation, biological process: DNA topological change; chromosome segregation; DNA replication. NCBI's taxonomy places the organism in Eukaryota, Fungi, Ascomycota, Eurotiomycetes, Eurotiales, Aspergillaceae. The record is from RefSeq and is a predicted model, not a curated record. Gene Ontology annotation, molecular function: DNA binding; DNA topoisomerase type I (single strand cut, ATP-independent) activity. Bases 428 to 3022 code for a protein of 864 amino acids.
UGGACACCUCAGGCUAGCCCAGGACCCAAAGGAACGUGAGAUCGAUCGCCUGAGGCCCCCAAGGCCUCGCUUUCCCAUUCCUGCUCUUCCCUCUCUCCCUCCUCUUUUCUCUUACCCUAUAACCAACGCUCUCUCCCUCUUUUCUCUCUUCUUCCCUUUUCCCUCACUUUCUCUCCCACUGCUCCUUCCCUUGCCACUCAUUUCCUCCCUUCUUGGCUUCAUUUCAAUGUAUUCUCGCUUCCUCUGACCUUCUCAUCUCAGCUCGAGCCUUCUAUUGGCCAGAAUCUCCUUGAUCUCUUCCCUCAGGCAAGCGCCUACGCUCUUCUUCAGACUAGGCCGGUCAACCUCCACGCCCUCUACCCUGCACCGGGUCUCCCUACACACCCAGUACUCGAUUCGGCGCAUUCCGUAUUGCCGUUCAACCAUCAUGAGCUCGUCAGACGAUGAUACCCCGCUUGUUCAGGCCAACGGCCGGUCUUCUGGUAUCUCCAGAGACGUUGCGAUGAAGGACGCAGGGCGUACGAAUGGCAACAUCCACCAGGGCGAUGUGGCGAUGGAAGAUGUGGAUGCAAACGCCAGCAAGAGGAAAUCGCGAACCAGCGUCGGCCAGAGGAAGUCCUAUGCGGAACCCGAAAGCAGUGAGGAUGACCAGCCCUUGAGCAAGCGCCGUCGCACUUCUGUCAAAAAAGAGGAGUCUUCUGAUGACGACGUCCCCUUGGCUAAUGGAAAGAGGACCCCCAAGGCCGCCCAGGCCGCCACCGGCGCAGAAUCCGAUUCCGACGUCCCCAUCGGCAAGAAACUCGCCUCGGAGAAGAAGGCGACCCAGCAACGGGCGACGAAGGAUACCAAGGCCCCCGCCAAGGCAACCAAGCCCGCGCCCGCCAAUAACAGGCGGCAGUCGAACGGCGUCAAGAAGGAACCCGUCGAUGACGCGAAGCCGACGGCGAGACGGACUACGACCACGAAGAUCAAGACGGAGCCGGAGUCGUCGAGAUCCACCCCGGCAAAGAGAGGAAGCGCCAAGUCGGCGGCCCUGAAGAAGGAGGAAAGCGAAGAAGCCGACGACGGCGAGGAAGAGGAAUACAGAUGGUGGGAGGACCCAACGAAGGGCGAUGGCACCAUCAAGUGGACCACCCUCGAGCACAACGGCGUGGUUUUCCCUCCUCCGUAUGAGCCCUUGCCACAGGAUGUCAAGAUGAAGUAUGACGGUAUCCCGGUCACUCUGCAUCCCGAUGCCGAAGAGGUCGCAGGGUUCUUUGGGGGCAUGCUCAACUCGACCCAUAACGUUGAGAAUCCGGUGUUCCAGAAGAACUUUUUCGCGGACUUCAAGGACAUUCUGAAGAAGACGGGCGGCGCCAAAGACUCCAAGGGGAACAAAGUCGACAUCAAGGAGUUCUCCAAGUGCGAUUUCCAGCCGAUCUUCGCAUACCACGAGAUGAAACGCCAGGAGAAGCGGAACCUUCCUGCGGCCGAGAAGAAACGUCUCAAGGCCGAGAAAGACGAAGAAGAAGCGCCGUAUAUGUUUUGCAUGUGGGACGGCCGCAAACAGAGGGUCGGCAACUUCCGUGUCGAACCGCCGUCGCUCUUCCGUGGCCGCGGGGAACACCCCAAGACUGGACGCGUCAAGACACGCGUCCAGCCGGAACAGAUCACCAUCAACAUCGGCAAGGACGCGCGUGUCCCGCCCCCACCCGAGGGUCAUCGGUGGAAAGAAGUCAAGCAUGACCAGGAAGGGACAUGGCUGGCAAUGUGGCAAGAAAAUAUCAAUGGGAACUACAAAUAUGUUAUGCUUGCCGCGAACUCGGACGUGAAGGGCCAGAGCGACUACAAGAAAUUCGAAAAGGCCCGGGAAUUGAAGUACCACAUCGAAAAGAUUCGCAAGGAUUACCGGAAGAACCUGAAGCAUGAGCUGAUGGUUGAGAGGCAGAAGGCCACCGCUGUCUAUCUUAUUGACCAGUUUGCUCUUCGUGCUGGUAAUGAGAAGGGCGAGGAUGAGGCGGAGACGGUCGGAUGCUGUUCGCUGAAAUACGAAAACGUCACCUUGAAGCCGCCAAACAAGGUCGUCUUCGACUUUUUGGGUAAGGACAGUAUCCGCUUCUAUGACGAAGUCGAGGUCGAUCCGCAGGUCUUCAAGAAUCUGAAAAUCUUCAAGAAGCCUCCUAAGAAGGACGGUGAUGAGAUCUUUGAUCGGCUCACUACUUCCGCCCUCAAUAAGCAUCUUUCGGUUUACAUGCCAGGGUUGACGGCCAAGGUGUUCCGUACUUACAACGCUUCCCACACCAUGGGUGAGCUGCUCAAAGACAUGAAGGCCACGGGUAACAACGCCGAGAAGGUAAAGGCCUACAACGAUGCCAACCGUAAGGUGGCCAUUCUCUGUAAUCACAAGCGAACUGUCGCCGCAAGCCACGCCAACUCCAUGGAGAAGAUGACCGAACGGAUCAAGGGGCUUCGCUAUCAGAAGUGGCGUCUGAAGCAGCAGUUGCUGGACUUGGAGCCUACCCUCAAGAAGAAGAGGGGCGCCAAGUAUUUCGAACUGGACGAGGACAUCGACCUCGACUGGAUCAAAGAGCAUCAAGCUUUCUUGAUUGAAGAGCAGAAGCAGAAGAUUCAGAAGAAAUUCGAGAAAGACAACGAAAAACUCGUCGCCGAAGGUGAAAAGGAAAUGAAAGCCACUGAACUCAAAACCCGGCUUGAAGUCGUCAAAGACCUCGAGAAGAAGUACAACAAAGAAAACAAGACGGGCAAGGUGGAGGCUGAAGGCAAGGGUCCCACCGUGGACAAGAUCGAUACAAAUAUCGGAAAGCUUGAGCAACGGAUCGAGAACAUGGAGCUCCAAGCCCAAGACAAAGAAGAUAACAAGGAGGUGGCUCUGGGAACCUCUAAGAUUAACUACAUCGAUCCUCGUCUCACUGUCGUGUUUAGCAAGAAGUUCGAUGUGCCCAUGGAGAAGUUCUUCUCCAAGUCCUUGCGGGAGAAAUUCGAAUGGGCCAUCAAGUCUGUUGACAAAGACUGGGAGUUUUAAACCGAGACUCAACCUUUGAGCCUUUAUCAGGGAUCUGAUUGCAGACUGAUUGACUAUGUAAUUUUUGCUUACCUUUUUUUGCCCCUCCCGUUUUGUGCCGCCGUUUUUACGAUCGGUCGUCGAUGAAUUGUGAUAUAUUGCAUUUUCUUGUCUUUCCCCAGCACAGCUUUUUUUGCUUAUAGUUGCUGUAACACCAGUUGUUUCUACCUCAACAACAUCCACCAAUUUCUCCCCCCAAACACACAGCCUCCAUUCAAAGCUAUCGAUUCAUGGACUGCAAAAUAUCGUCGAGAUUCGCUCUUUUUGCUAUUCUCUUGUCCUGUUUUUGCAAUACUUGUCACGCUGCUCACUACACUACGUUGAUAAAGACUACAUGAGCAAUGCUGCCCAGCCAAGGAAAAAAAAUCAUAUCUCAACACAUACAGACAUCUAUCUACACAACAUGCCUCUUUCACCCGCAUUAAAGAAACCACAUAUCACCAGCAGAAUAACAGCGAAGUGUGACCCGCAAGGAAAAAUCUGGAUACAAUAACAAGUCCAUCCAUUACUGGGCAUGCAGCCAUUUUCAAGACCCAUA